Molecule: messenger RNA, 1035 nt
Organism: Ostreococcus tauri
Lineage: Eukaryota; Viridiplantae; Chlorophyta; Mamiellophyceae; Mamiellales; Bathycoccaceae
Product: Histone RNA stem-loop-binding protein SLBP1/SLBP2
Exons: 1
Coding region: 1-1035 (344 amino acids)
Biological process (GO): mRNA 3'-end processing by stem-loop binding and cleavage; mRNA transport
Cellular component (GO): cytoplasm; histone pre-mRNA 3'end processing complex
Molecular function (GO): mRNA binding; histone pre-mRNA stem-loop binding
Source: RefSeq, a predicted model, not a curated record
AUGUCAUCCGUCAUCGACGAAAACUCGCGUAAACAUAUCGUUUGCGACAAGAACGAGCGUGGUCGACGCAAGAACGGGAUCAAUACCAACGGAAAAGCGAUCGAUAAGCGUAAAACCAAUGGCUCGAUAAAGACGCUCGAGCGAUUUGGCGUCACGGAUUCGUCGCGUCGCGCGCCGUCGUCCGUGCACAGAAAGACACCGAAACGGGCUAAAGUGUGGAUACGCGGUAUGCCUCUAGACGACUCGGAGGAGGGCGAGAUCGGUGCACGAACGAAGACGGACGCGGACGUUUUCGACCUCAGUGGAGUUAGCGUUGGUUGGCGAAGCGACUCAAAGCCGUCGACGUCGAAUCGAAAGCUCGAGACGGACUCACACAAGCUGAAACAGCGACAGAGGCAGAUUGAUUACGGGAAAAACACGCUCGGGUACGCGCGGUACGUGGAGUUGGUGAAGAAGAGCGAGAGGAAAUCGUGCCACGCGUGGACGCCGGAUAUUCAUGCAGCUUUGAGCAAGCGUGCGUUUGAUGGCGUUGUGCGCAAGUGGCGCAGACUUCUGCACGAGUACGAUCCACCGGUGGAGAACGAGGAUGAAAUGUUAGCUGUACCGGUCGACCCGUUGACGCGGCCGCAGGGGCACCUGAAGCCUGGAGAGUAUGUCCCGCAUGAGCUCGCGGAGCUCGCCGAGCAAAGACGCCGGGCAAAGGAUGAGGCAGAGUCGGCGAUUCGCGAGGGGCGGCGACUUCCAGUUGAGCGACUGGCGCCGCUUCGAGCUAAAGACGUGUCGGUUAAGCCGACGUCCAGGUUAGAUGCGUCGCUUCCGCGAACGGCGGACAUGUCCCCGGGAUGGGACGCCGUGACGCCGACGCCGUUCAAGCGCGCGGGUCUCAGCGUGUCUCGAUUCAAUGCCGACGCCGACGUCGAUAUGAUGGAUAUGGACUGCGACGUCGGGGGAGCGCGAACCGAUCCCGAAUCCACGACGAAACCGCGAUCGAUAUACGACGAUUGGGAGGGCGAAGACUUUGCGGGAGUCAUUUGA